UUGGAAGAUAACUUUUUGCUUGAACGCGGUGCUUUGGGACGCGACAACGAUAUUGCUUUGCUGCCGCUCGCUUUUCCAAGGCCCUGCGUUUUUUGACACGGUGGUCCUCGUCCACGCAGCUCCACGUCAAAGGAAGUAUCAAGUUAAAAUACGAGAAAGGAGGAUUUUUGGCUCGAUGGCAAUGCGAGGAGCAGCUGGUUCUUCGUUUUUCCAGAGCAGUAGCAUAAGAUUAGUCCAGCAGCAGCAGCGGCAGUGUCACAGGGAUAGAAGCAGCGGCAAAGUUCUGCCUGUUAGAAGAGCAGCGACGAUUAGAAGCAGUGGCAGCAGCGCGGAGAGCGUCCAAGCAAGAGAUUUUGUGGCUUUGCCAAGACCGAAUUUGGAGGAGAGGCCUCCGAGGCUUUGCACUCUCAGAGCUUUCAGCCAAGAUGGGGGCGACUCGGUGGCUAUGGGGAGUGCGUGGGACUCGGCGACUAUCACCUCUUCCUCAGCUUUUCUCAAGCAACUGGCGGCGAGUGUCCAAGCCACAGCUCAAGCGCAGGACUUUGAAACGCUCUCGGGUCGCUUUGCAAUGGUUGCUUUCGCUGUGGCUUUAGGACUAGAGUUUGUGACAGGCAACAACGUGUUCAAGGGAAUAGAAGUGAAAGAACUGGGUGAGACUUUAGGCUUCUCUGCAGCGUGUGUCAUUUCCAUGGCGGCUUUCAGUGCUGCUUGGGGGGCAAAGAAGCGAAUCGGGCUCUACAUGACAAAAGGCUGCCAAGAUCUUGUCGAGUUCAUCCUCACCGACACAAUCGACGCCAUUUUCUACGACCAAGACGAUGACCCCAUGAAGUUGUGAGUUAAAAAUCUUACAUUUAAAAAGCAAGCUAGCAGACACAACGGUCCUUUGACGCUUC
This is a messenger RNA of Selaginella moellendorffii, 893 nucleotides long. Its product is annotated as stress enhanced protein 2, chloroplastic. The transcript is spliced from 3 exons. Lineage: Eukaryota; Viridiplantae; Streptophyta; Lycopodiopsida; Selaginellales; Selaginellaceae. Gene Ontology annotation, biological process: cellular response to high light intensity. Bases 176 to 835 code for a protein of 219 amino acids. The record is from RefSeq and is a predicted model, not a curated record.